AUGUUCAAGUUGGUAGAUAAUUAUGAUAAAGGGAGAUCGUUGAUUUUAGAAAAUAUUCUAUUCAAAUUGCAGAAUAAUAAUUUAUUAAUCGAUUUAUUGGACUACAAUCUCAGCGGCUCUUUACUAGGAAACGUACACGGUCUACUAGGAUUAAUAGAGAUACAAGGCUCUACUUACUUAAUUACGAUAAAUCAAUCUGUAAAAAUAACCGAAGGUAUCUACAAAAUCGUAAAGGUUCACUUUUACUGCUUAAAUUCACCAAAUUAUGACCUCAUCGACUCACCUGAAUUGGACUUCGAUUAUCAUCCUUGUCUCGAUAUAAAGAAACUGGUCGAAUUCGGCAACUUCUAUUACUCGAACAGCUUAGAUAUCACAAACAACGCCUUGAACUCAACUUCACCACCUAAGAACGAGUUCGUCUGGAACAAAUUCCUAAUAGAGAACUUAAUUAAUUGGAAGUCAAACUUGGAAACCCAUCAGAGGACUAUCAUAGAUCAGCAUAACCCUUUUAUCACCGUUAUACAAGGCGCGAUAUCUGUCUAUCCCCUCCCAAACCACGCUUCUUUGCAAGUUAUCAGUAGACUCUCAUCUAAAAGGGCUGGUACUCGAUUCUUUUCUCGAGGCAUCGAUGACGAUGGACAGGUCGCAAACUUUGUCGAAACUGAGACUAUCUUUAAAGACAAAAAUGUCACUUUCACCUACAAUCAAAUUAGAGGUUCAGUUCCUCUAUUCUGGGAACAACAAGGACUACAAGCAUUCGGUCAACGCACACAAAUAACAAGGCCAUUCCAAGCCUCUAAACCAGCUUUUGAGAAACACUUUUAUAAUCUGUUACAAUCUUACGAUGCGAUUCACGUGUUGAACCUUUUGGGUCAGAAAGAUCAUGAAGUUACUCUAUCUGACGCUUAUAACGCACACUUGGAAUCCCUUGAAACCGAUAAUUUACCAAUCACUUAUAGCAAUCUCGAUUUUCACUCCAUUUUGAGGAUGUCUGGUCACCAAUCUGUUAUAAAGCAGCUAGACAAUCAUCUUUACAAUGGUCAAGGACAUGGUCCAACUUGGUCAUUGAUCGAUAACAACACGAAUCAAGUUAUAAUUCGUCAGCAUGUCGUAUUUAGGAUAAAUUGUCUAGAUUGCUUGGAUAGGACAAACUUCGUUCAGGAUAUUUUCUCCAAGUCCCGUCUUAAAGAUUUCCUUCAGUCGACCAACUCUCCUUAUGCUCAAUCUGAGAGCUUUUGGCAAGCACAUAGGCAUUUAUGGGCAGAAAACGGUGACGCUUUGUCUAAACUCUACGCUGGAACGGGAGCUCUUAACUCGAGUUUCACUAGGACUGGCAAGCGCACACUAGCAGGUCUGUUCUCCGACGCUACAAAAUCCGUGACCAGAGCCUAUGUCAGUAAUGUGACUGACAAAUCGAAGCAAAGUUCAAUAGAUAUGUUUCUUGGUAACCUACCUUCACAGAAACCUGUUGAGAUAUAUGAUCCAGUUCUAGAUAUCGUGAGAUCUGAUCUUAACGACAGGGUGACUGAAUACUCAUCUUCACGUAAAAUAUCAAUCCAUGCGGGUACAUACAACGUUGCUGGUCAGAUACCAACUGAAGAUAUCUUACCGUGGCUGUUCCCCGAAGGGUCUGAAGAGCCUGAUAUUAUCGUCGUGGGAUUCCAGGAGCUUGUCCAAUUGACACCCCAACAAAUCAUGUCUACUGAUACAUUCCCAAGACAGAUUUGGGAGAGAUUCAUUCUCGAGACACUCAAAAGUCGACAGGAUAAGACGGAUGAAUAUAUUAUUCUCAGAUCUGAGCAGGUCGUUGGAUUGGCUUUGAUUGUAUUAAUCAAGCAAGGUCUCUCUAAGUCGAUUAGAUCGGUGGAGGGUGCACAAAAGAAAACUGGGUUGAAGGGUAUGUCUGGCAAUAAGGGAGCUGCUGCUAUUAGAUUACAGUAUGAGGAUUCUACUUUUUGCUUCAUUGCUUCGCAUAUGGCAGCUGGACAUAGCAAUAUCGAGGAGCGCAAUAAUGAUUACUUUACUAUAUCCAAUGGAUUGCAAUUCUUAAAGGGUAAAGUACCCGAGGAUCACGAUAACAUUGUAUGGGUUGGUGAUUUCAAUUAUAGAAUUGAUUUGCCAUAUGAGACAGCCACAAGCUUGGCCUAUAAUGACAACUAUGAGGAGCUACUAUCGAAUGAUCAGCUCCCACGCGCUAUGUCGAGAGGGAUAUUUAAAGGAUAUGAGGAAGCUCCGAUACUUUUCAGGCCGACGUAUAGAUACAAUUUCAACUCAGAUGUGUAUGAUACUAGCGAAAAGAGACGGAUUCCGGCGUACACUGAUCGAAUUCUCUACAAAAGCAAGUCGAAUCUGUAUGCAACUCGCUACGCAACGGUUGAUUUGAGAGGAUCUGACCAUAGACCUGUGUAUGCAACAUUCAGGACUGAUAUUCGGAAAAUAGAUCAUAUGAAGCGUGAUCAGUUAGCUAAAGAGAUACAGGCGAAUAUCCUAAAAACAGGUCCUAAUGAAACAAUAGAAGAGAAACUGAUGAAGCUGGGAAUAACUAGGAGACAACAUAAUCUGCCAUCACCUAGUAAUGAGAAGUCCAAUUGGUGGACGGACGAGGGUGAGUGCAAUUAUGAUAAGUAA
Messenger RNA from Wallemia mellicola CBS 633.66, 2628 nucleotides. Its product is annotated as DNase I-like protein. Gene Ontology annotation, cellular component: cytoplasm; membrane. The transcript has 3 exons. Gene Ontology annotation, biological process: phosphatidylinositol dephosphorylation. Gene Ontology annotation, molecular function: phosphatidylinositol-3,5-bisphosphate 5-phosphatase activity; phosphatidylinositol-4,5-bisphosphate 5-phosphatase activity. The record is from RefSeq and is a predicted model, not a curated record. Bases 1 to 2628 code for a protein of 875 amino acids. Lineage: Eukaryota; Fungi; Basidiomycota; Wallemiomycetes; Wallemiales; Wallemiaceae.